This is a messenger RNA of Odontomachus brunneus, 3225 nucleotides long. RefSeq lists its product as uncharacterized. Gene Ontology annotation, biological process: sensory perception of smell; detection of chemical stimulus involved in sensory perception of smell. The coding region runs from base 1 to 3225 and encodes 1074 amino acids. The record is from RefSeq and is a predicted model, not a curated record. Gene Ontology annotation, cellular component: plasma membrane. NCBI's taxonomy places the organism in Eukaryota, Metazoa, Arthropoda, Insecta, Hymenoptera, Formicidae. Gene Ontology annotation, molecular function: odorant binding; olfactory receptor activity. The transcript has 12 exons.
AUGAAAAAAGAGACGGAGUCUCUGAGAAUGAGCGUGUUGCAAUUUACACUGUCGAUCUUAGCGCUCGCCGGAUGCUGGCGACCGUUUUCGUGGACCUCGUUGAUCAAGCACACGCUGUACAACUUCUACACGUUACUGGUGAUCAGCGUGAUGUACAGCUUCACGUUCUCACAGUUCAUGGAGAUCGUAUUAAACGUCAAUAAUCCUGACGACUUCACCAACAUCUUGUACUUGAUGAUGGCGAUGGUCGUCGCGUGUUACAAGGUACACACCAUGUGGGUGAAUCACGAGAGCUUUGUGGUGUUAAUACACAAGCUUAACGAGGGGACGUUCAAGCCUUUGGUGCCUGCCGAAAGAGAGAUUCGACGGAAAUUCGACCAGAUGAUACGGACCAACGCGAUGAUCUACGCGAUUCUGAACGAGAUCACGUGCGCGGACAACGUCUUGGUAUCGUUGCUGACGAAUUUUCGAAAUAGGAAACUGACAUUCCCUGAAUGGCUGCCGUACGAUUACUCGCCGUUCGUGAUAUAUUGCCUCACGUACACCUAUCAGUAUGUAAGCGUGCUCGCCGCAUCGCACGUUAACGUCGCCUGCGACAAUCUCAUUGUUGGAUUGUUACUGCAUGUGUGUUGCCAAAUUACCAUUCUAAACUACCGUCUGAAAAAUAUCACGAGUCACAACGCUCUGAACUACUGCGUGCGUCAUCACUACGAUAUAAUAGUGUAUGCGCGUACGGUCAACAUGAGAUUCACGGGAAUCAUUUUAUUUCAGUUCGUGACAAGCACGUUCGUGGUGUGCGCGAAUUUAUACCAGCUCACGAAAACGACCAUAGGCAUGUAUCACAUCGCUCUGCUUACAUAUACGUUUUGCGUAAUGGCGCAAAUCUUCCUCUACUGUUGGUUCGGCAACAAACUCAAAGUGACGAGCCUGCAGGUGCUCGACACCAUUUUUGAGAUGGAAUGGACGGGGUUGGAUAAUAAAAUCAAAAAAAGUCUCUUGAUAGUCAUGAAUCGCGCGAUGGUACCGAUCGAAUUUACCAGCGCGUACCUCCUCAACAUGAAUCUCGACUCUUUCAUGGGAGUUAAAGCUGGUGACACACGUCAUAUAACUGUACAAGUUGGCACGCGGUUUAUUUAUUUAUUUAUUUUCUCUUUUGUUUGUUGUUUUACUAAAGAGCCGGAGAUGCGUGUUUUGAAAUUGACAUUUAUGUUAAUUAUGCUCAGCGGAUGUUUCCGACCGUUAUCAUGGUUGUCGCGAUUUAAACGUAUUAUUUACAACGUCUAUCGGACAUUAAUAUUUAUUGUAAUGUACACUUUCGUGAUGUUACAACUCAUAGACAUCGUGCUGAACGUCGACAACCCCGACGACUUCACCGACAAUUUGUACAUGAUGCUGAAUGUGUUUGUGUCCAGCUGCAAAUUGCUUAUCAUGUGGAUAAAUUACGAGGAUAUCGUAAUUAUAAUAAACAGACUCACCGAGGAACCGUUCAAGCCGUUGGACUCGGGCGAAAUGGAGAUCCGUCAAAAGUUUGAUAUGCUAAUUAGGUCUAACACGUUAUGUUACAUGCUUCUAAUCGAGACAGCGUGGACGUUUUGCGGACUCGCGUCGUAUAUCAUCAAUUACAGACACCGCACGUUGAUAUACCGGCAAUGGGUGCCGGACGUUUAUUAUUCGUCUCACAUAUUGUACGUCGUCGUCUACUUUCAUCAACUUUUGGGCACAUUUUAUUGCGCCAACGUGAAUAUCGCCUGCGACGUAUUUAUUUGCGGUCUCCUGAUGCACGUGUGUUGCCAGUUAGAGAUCUUGGAGUAUCGCUUGAAAAGCAUCAGUCAAGACACGUUGAGCUACUGCAUACGCCAUCACAACAGCAUACUCGAGUUCACCCGUCUCGUCAAUACAAUAUUCACGUCGAUCAUUGGGUUCCAAUUUGUAGUGAGCAUGCUAAUAAUGUGCUCGUGUCUAUUUCAACUGAGCAAAUCGUCCAAUCCCUCGUUAAUGGCUUAUAUGAGCUGCAUUCUGACGGAGAUCUUUAUCUACUGCUGGUUCGGAAACAAGGUGAAAUCGAAGAGUCUUCAAUUGGCGGACAGCGUUUUCCAAACGCAGUGGCUAACGUUGACCAAUAGUCUCAAAAAGAGCCUCCUAAUAAUUAUGAAACGCGCGACAGUGCCUAUCGAGAUCGUCACCGCGUACGUUAUCCCCUUGAAUAUAGACUCCUUUGUAGCAUUCAUGGACAUCAUUCUGAACGUCGACAAUCCCGACGACUUCACUGACAAUUUGUACAUGAUGCUAAACGUGUCGGCGUCCGGCUACAAAUUGUUUAUCAUGUGGAUAAAUUACGAGGAGAUCACAAUUAUGAUUAAGAAGCUCACCGAAGAACCCUUCAAGCCGUUGGACCCGGGCGAAAUAGAGAUCCGUCGCAAGUUCGACGCGAUAAUUAGGGCAAACACGUUGCGCUACGCGAUACUAAUUGAGACGUCGUGGACAUGCACCGGAUUGACGUCGUUGCUCGUCGAUUUCAGGCAAGGGAGGUUAACCUAUCGAGAAUGGGUGCCGUACGAUUACUAUUCGUCUUACGCGUUGUUUUUCAUCACGUACUUUCAUCAGUUUUUAAGCACGUUCUACUGCGCCACCGUGAACGUCGCCUGCGACACCCUGAUAUGCGGUUUCUUGAUGCACGUGUGCUGCCAGAUGGAAAUCCUGGAAUAUCGCUUGAAGAAGAUCAGCCAACAUAAUCUGAGCUACUGUAUACGUCAUCAUAACAGCAUAUUCGAGUUUGCGCGGGCGGUAAACGCGAGGUUCACGCAGAUCAUCGGAUUUCAGUUCAUGACGAGUACACUGAUAAUAUGCUCCAAUUUGUUUCAAUUGAGCAAAUCGACUGUAAGCGCGGAUAAUAUCGAGCUGAUCAUGUACACAUGCUGCAUGAUGACGGAGAUAUUUAUCUAUUGCUGGUUCGGAAACAAAGUUAAGUCGAAGAGCCUUCAAUUAGGAGAUAGCGUUUUCCAAACGCACUGGCCAACGUUGAAUAAUAGCGUCAAGAAGGGCCUCCUGAUCAUUAUGAAACGCGCAGCCGUGCCUAUCGAGAUAGUUACCGCGUAUAUCGUCCCUCUGAACUUGGAUUCCUUUGUAUCGGUCGGUAUACAAAAUUUUACACACGAUAAACCAUCAAAUCGACUACUGAGGUUGACUUUCUUCCAUCGAUUCCGGUUAAUCUUAGCCGACGGUUAA